AUGAAUCCAAUUAGUAACACAACUACCACCACAACAACAACAACAUCAACAAGUUAUAAAACAUCAGAGGCCACAACACUUGAUAAUAAUAAUUUAGAAGAAAAUGUAAAAUAUUUAAUAAAUAAUAAAGAUGAAAAAGUUUUAACAAAUGACACCAAAUCAUCGCCACCAAGUUUAGGUAUACCUCAGCCAAAUAAUAUACCACCACCCUCACCAUCUUUACAAAAACAAAGCAGUUUAUUAGAAAACAUUGAGGAGUUAAUAUUAUCAAUUGAUGUCGGCACAACUAAUAUUAGAGCAAUUAUGUUUGAUAAAGAGUUAAAUAUUAUAUCCAAAUCAAUUCAAAAUAUUCCAUUAAUUGUUGAUGAUAAUAAGCCAGGAUAUAUUGAACAGUGCCCAGAUAGACUUUGGGAGGCAUGUAAAAUUGUAAUGAAAGAAGCAAUUGAAUUAUCACCAGCAAAAGAUAAUGUUAAAUUAGUUAAAGCAAUAGGUAUAACUAACCAACGUAGCUCAUUUUUAACAUGGCGUAGAGAUACCGGUAGACCAAUACAUAAUUUAAUCACUUGGCAAGACGGAAGAUCAGGUGAUAUUUGCAAAAAUGCAAAUAACAGUCUAGCAGUUAAAGGUAUUCAUGGAGCAACUAAAUUUGUACAUUUAUUCACAGGUAAACCACGUUAUUUAAUGGCAAGUCAAUUGGAUUUCUCUACAGCACAUUCGUCAACCCGUUUAGCAUGGGUAUUAGAUAAUUUACCAGAGGCAAAGAAAGCGGCCAGAGAACAACAAAUGUUAUUUGGUACAAUCGAUACAUGGUUACUUUGGAAUUUAACUGGUGGUAGAGAGCAUGCUACAGAUUAUAGUAAUAUUAGUGCAACAGGUUUAUUUGAUCCAUUCGAAAUGAAACUAAAUAGUGUGGUAUUUUAUCUUUUCAAUAUUCCAACUCAUAUUAUGCCAAAAAUAUAUGAUACAAGUCAUCACUAUGGUUCAACUUUACCCGAAUUAUUUGGUCACCCUAUUCCAAUUACUGCGCUUUGUGGUGAUCAACAAUCUGCAAUGUUUGGUGAGUGUUGUUUUGAAGAAGGUGAUACAAAGCUCACUAUUGGUACUGGCUGUUUUGUAAAUAUUAAUACUGGUUCACAAGCUCGUGCCUCUAGAUCUGGUAUGUAUCCGCUUGUUGGAUGGAAAAUUAAAGAUGAGGUUACCUAUGUCAUGGAAGGUAAAGGUAUGGCCGCUGGUACAGCAAUUGAUUGGGCUCAAUCUUUUGGAAUGUUUAAUGAUGCCUGGGAAACGAGUGCAAUGGCAUUCUCGGUGCCACACUCUCAAGGUGUAGUAUUUGUACCUGCAUUCACAGGUUUAGCACCACCCCACAAUGAUCCUCGUGCCCGUGGUCUUAUCAUUGGUAUGUCGCCCUCAACUCGUAAAGAACAUGUUGUCAGAGCACUCUUGGAGUCUUUUGGUUACCGUUGUAAAGAAUUAAUUGAUGGUAUCAUUUUUGAUAAUUAUACUUCAAUUCGUAGAAUCGUGGCAGAUGGUGGUGUUUGUCAAAAUGACUUUGUAAUGCAAUUCAUCAGUGAUAUAGUUGGUGGUAAAAUUGAUAGAGCCGCUCAUCCUGAGAUGACUGCAUCUGGUGUCUGUAUGUUGGCUGGUUUAAAUGUAGGUGUUUGGAAAUCAAAAGAAGAGUUAUCUAAAUUAAGAAAAAGCUCAAGAAUAUUCGAACCAAGAAUGAGUAAAGAUAUAAUCAGAAAACUAUUUAAAAGAUGGGAAAGAGCUGUCAAGAGAAGUAUGUUUUGGUCCGAAAAUAGUUUCGCUGGUGAAGGCGAUGAUGGUUAUUUGGAUAUUGAAGAAGAAAAUAGGUUAAGACAUUUACAAGAAGAACAAGAUCAAUUAAAUAAUUCAAAUUUAACAACAAGUCCAUCAAUACCCAAACCAUCUUUACCAAAUAAAAAUAAAUAA
This is a messenger RNA of Dictyostelium purpureum, 1950 nucleotides long. RefSeq lists its product as uncharacterized. Lineage: Eukaryota; Evosea; Eumycetozoa; Dictyosteliales; Dictyosteliaceae. Gene Ontology annotation, biological process: triglyceride metabolic process; glycerol-3-phosphate biosynthetic process; glycerol metabolic process. Gene Ontology annotation, cellular component: mitochondrion. The record is from RefSeq and is a predicted model, not a curated record. Gene Ontology annotation, molecular function: glycerol kinase activity. The transcript has a single exon. Bases 1 to 1950 code for a protein of 649 amino acids.